This is a messenger RNA of Mycena citricolor, 1307 nucleotides long. The record is from the annotation of a GenBank genome assembly. NCBI's taxonomy places the organism in Eukaryota, Fungi, Basidiomycota, Agaricomycetes, Agaricales, Mycenaceae.
UCUCAAUAGGUUAUGGGCCCCGGCCUUAACUGACUGACUCUCGAAAAACUUUCUCGUCGCUCUCACUCCACAACUGCGUUACUAGGAUUCCGCCUGAUCCGCGCAAACAGAUUCGCCCCUCACACUUUAAUCAAUUGACAUUUGACACAAUAUGUCUAGCGACGCAGCAUCCUCCGCCUAUCGCAUCCAGCACCUCACUGGCGAGGACAACAUCCAGACGUGGACUGUCAAGAUGACGGACAUCUUGACAGACAUGGGUCUUCACGGCUACCCAUCCGGGACUAUCCCCAAACCAGCCUUACCUGACAGCGAUGCCACUGUCAUUGCCUGGUCCGAGAAGGACCGCCGUGCUCUAUCUGCAAUCCGACUGCGCGUUGCGGACGGGCCACUCAUAUAUAUCACGGACGCAAAAACUUCGCAGGCCGCAUGGGACACGUUGAUGGCCACCUAUCAGUCAAAGGGUGUCAUCGGCAUUGUUCUGUUGCGCCGCAAACUUUCACGUACCACAUGCGCUGAUGGCGCUGACAUCGAAGAUCAUAUUCGUACACUUACCUCCAUUCGCACGCAGCUCUCGGCCCUCGGCUCCCAAGUCGAGGACAAAGAGUUCUGCAUCAUCCUCCUCACAUCUCUCCCCGACUCCUGGGACUCAUUCAUCCGCGGCGUUGACACCUCUGCCCUCACCACUCCUGCUCCACUCAUUGCCCGCAUUCUCGAACAGCAACAUCAGAUGACCAGCCGAUCCGAAGCGAAUGAAGUCGCUCUUGCCGUACGUAACCGUUUCCAAGGCAAAGGCAAGAACUCGAAGGCCAAGUAUAACGGCAACAUAUCUUGCUUCGGAUGUGGCAGACCCGGACAUGUCAUUGCCGACUGUCGCGAUACAAAGGCAGGCAAGACAUUUACAAAAGAACAAAAAGAAAGGAAUGCACGGGGAGACGGUGGGAAGAGCGGAAAAAAUCCUAGUUGGGCACAUGUCAGCCAGGAUCAAGGGAACAAUUCUGAAACAUCUGGCUGGCAGAUAGCGGCGCUACUAAACACAUAGUACGAAACAAAACACACUUUUCCUCUUAUUUUGAGACCCCGCACCACACCGUCGAAGGAUUUGGAUCAUCACCAAGUCCUGGAAAAGGAACUGUCAACAUCACGUCACAUGUCGGAAACUCGGCUUACAAACUCCGACUCGACAACGUACUCCAUGUCCCCACUGCUCCAUUCAACCUGCUCUCUAUCGGAGCAAUGACAAAGGCAGGACUUUCUGUUCAGUUCCAGGGGGAGAUAAUGAAGGUUUUCACUCUGGAUGCCAAACCCCG